AUGACUCUGCAAGCAAUCAAAUAUAAUGGUGGCAAUCUUGCCAUCAUUGAUCAGCUACAGCUUCCACAUGUAGAGAAAUACGUUACAAUACAUACAAGUGAAGAAGGCUGGCAUGCAAUCAAGGAGAUGCGAGUGCGAGGAGCACCUGCGAUUGCUAUAGUAGCGGCCCUCUCACUUGCAUCAGAGCUCACUACCCUAAUGGCUUGCAACAAAUUAUCUUCGAAUGCUAUGGAGGCACAGACUUUUAUCACAGAGAAGUUACACUAUCUGGUGAGCAGCAGACCUACAGCAGUCAACCUUAGUGAUGCAGCUGGAAAACUGGAGACCAUAGUGGCAGAAAGUGUUAGGAUGUCUGGAUCCACAGGCCAUGCUGUUGCUACUGCGUUUAUCCAAGCUGCCGAAGCAAUGCUAGUGAAAGAUGUUGAGGACAAUAGGAAGAUUGGGGAGUAUGGUGCCAAAUGGAUAUCAGAAAAUGCUCUAUCCGAGAACGGUACUAAGGCUACGUUCUCUCGCGACUUCGGGGUUCGGGACAGCCUGGGGGUAAUUCGUGCACUCCAUUCGACCAAAACCUUACAACAUGCCUAUUGCACCGAAACGAGACCAUACAACCAGGGCUCCCGUUUGACAGCAUUUGAGCUCGUUCACGACUGUAUUCCUGCUACGUUAAUAACAGACUCAAUGGCAGCUGCAUUGCUCGCUAGACCCGAGAUAGGCGUGAAUGCAAUUGUGGUGGGGGCAGACAGGGUAGCAGCUAAUGGCGAUACCGCAAACAAGAUUGGUACAUAUGGCCUUGCUGUGCUUGCAAAGCACCAUGGUGUGAAAUUCCUCGUGGCUGCACCGCUCACGACUAUCGACCUAGUCACCAAGUCGGGGAAUGAAAUUACUAUCGAGGAGCGGCCCGCAUCCGAGGUUACUAGGAUUAGAGGCACCUGCGAAGAUGGUGGUGUCUCCGAAGCCGUCAAGAUGGAAACCGUAUGCAUAGCAGCAAAAGGGAUCAAUGUUUGGAAUCCAGCAUUCGAUAUAACCCCCGGGGCUCUUAUCGAUGGUAUUAUAACUGAAAAGGGAGUGGUGGAAAAGGACUCUGAUGGAUUAUUUCACUUGGAGGAGCUGUUUAAAGCCUGA
This is a messenger RNA of Aspergillus nomiae NRRL 13137, 1122 nucleotides long. Its product is annotated as S-methyl-5-thioribose-1-phosphate isomerase. Lineage: Eukaryota; Fungi; Ascomycota; Eurotiomycetes; Eurotiales; Aspergillaceae. The transcript has 2 exons. The record is from RefSeq and is a predicted model, not a curated record. Gene Ontology annotation, molecular function: S-methyl-5-thioribose-1-phosphate isomerase activity. Bases 1 to 1122 code for a protein of 373 amino acids.